Leptosia nina is the source of this 435-nucleotide messenger RNA. NCBI's taxonomy places the organism in Eukaryota, Metazoa, Arthropoda, Insecta, Lepidoptera, Pieridae. The record is from the annotation of a GenBank genome assembly.
AUGUCCAAAACUUCUAAUAAAGGGGGCAAAACCAGAUCAAAUGAAGAAGUUUUUGCUGGUUUUCAAUCACUUCGCAAUGAACAAAGGCAAUUAGCUAAUAAGAUAUCUGAAUUGGAAAUGGAUCUGAACGAGCACAAGAUAGUGAUAGAAACAUUGCACGCAGUGGAGCCUAAACGCAAAUGUUUCCGGAUGAUCGGUGGUGUCUUGCUGGAGCGAACUGUGGCGGAAAUCUUACCCGAGCUAGAGACAAAUAAAGAGAGAUUACCGAGUGCCAUUCAAGCUCUAAAUGAACAACUGGCGCGUAAGGGCCAAGAGAUCAAUGACUACAUUGAGAAACAUGAUAUUCGAGUACAACGUGGCGCCCAACAUUCUGCAGAGGAACCAUCACAGGAUUCCUCAAGUGCUAAGUCUAAUGUCCUUGUGGCCAGUGGUUGA